Pristis pectinata (smalltooth sawfish) is the source of this 1552-nucleotide messenger RNA. RefSeq lists its product as uncharacterized. Gene Ontology annotation, molecular function: nucleic acid binding. The transcript has 9 exons. Bases 74 to 1285 code for a protein of 403 amino acids. Gene Ontology annotation, biological process: DNA integration. The record is from RefSeq and is a predicted model, not a curated record. NCBI's taxonomy places the organism in Eukaryota, Metazoa, Chordata, Chondrichthyes, Rhinopristiformes, Pristidae.
GCCGGUUCGGUACCGGGCUCCCCUGAGCGCGGACAAAGUGUCCGCCCCGUCGGCCGGUGUGCGGCUUCCAGCCAUGGCCGAGGUGGGCAGCAAGUUCCGCGACAUCCAGCGCUACCUGUCCGAUGGCCGCUUCCCCCCGACCUUCUCCCCGGCCAAGAAGAAGAACCUGAAGCGCUACGCGCAGAAGUUCCUGCUGGAAGGAGGCUGUUUGUACUACGUGGGGCCAAAGAAGGAUGAAAAGAGAGAGGUGGUGGUGGACCGAGAGAAGCGCCGGCAAAUAUUCCUGGAAUGUCACUUCUCCGAUGUCGGCUGCCACUUGGGCCAGAAGAAAACUGUACACAGGAUCCAAAGCCGCUAUUAUUGGUUGGGGAUAGUGAAGGAUGUUGUAGACUGGAUUAAAAUGUGUGAUACCUGCCAGCACGCAGAGCACUACAAGAAUGUGUCUCGCAAAUUUCAACCCUUGAAAGUGACAAGACCGUGGGAAAUUCUUGGCCUUGACCUCACUGGUCCUUUCCCAGAAACUGUCCGCGGGAAUACCUACCUACUGACUGUCACUGAUUAUUUUACAAAGUGGGUUGAAGCAAUUCCAAUACAAAAAAGAGAUGCCUUGUCUGUAGCUGGGGGUUUGGCUGCUACUUUUUACAGGUUUGGGGCUUCAAAAGAGAUAUUCUCCAAUGAAAGCAGAAUAUUUUGUGAUGAGGUGAACAAAAGUUUAUUUGAACGUUGGAAUAUUAAUCACAAAGUGACCCCCGCUGAACAUCCGCAGCACACCGGCCUCGAUGACAGAACCAGUGAGAUACUGAAAGCAGCAAUUAGAAAUGCAGUGAAUUCCAAGCAGAAGGACUGGGAUAACUGUUUGGACCCAAUCCUGUUUGAAUUUCGAACAUCAGUAAAUUCAAGUACUAAGUUUACGCCUUUCUUUCUGCUCUACAACCGAGAAGCACAGUUAUCAUCUGAGGGAGAGUUUGAAAUUACACAUGAGUACAGAUUGCCAGAUAACUGUGCCAUCAAGACAGAAAGUAUAGACGAGUUCACUACUUCUAUGAAUGAGCAACAAAAUGCAGUUAAAGAAAUGGUGAUCGCUAAUCUGGCUGCAGCUCACAAACGGGAGAAGAAGCAUGCCAAGAGGAAAGCCAGGAAAGAGAUCCAUUUUACCACCAGUGGGGAAACGUUUCCCAGAAACACCAAUCCAGCUAGCAAAAAAACAAAAAAAAGUCACUUUCUUUCUUUUCAAAUUGAAACAACUUUGUCCUCUGAGCACAGUGUGAGCGGUGGGAUGGCGUGAAGCUGCUUUUCAAGAUUUGUAUAUAAUGUCCAAGGGACUGAAGAGAAUUUCUUUUGGUGAAGUCUUCCUAGGAAGCUGAUCCCAGCAAGUGGAUUGCAGACAGCAAUGCAAGCCCCAGCUGUGGAACCAGGUGCCCAGCGCCGGGCCCAGCACCCGGGGGCAGGUGCCCAGCGCCGGGCCCAGCACCCGGGGGCAGGUGCCCAGCGCCGGGCGCAGCACCCGGGGGCAGGUGCCCAGCGCCGGGCCCAGCACCCGGGGGGAUGUGCC